CCAGUUGCCAAUAGCUGAAGAAGAGAAGACAAGCACUCAUGGCCUGCUCCUCCACAUUUAUCUUGGUGUCCGUGUUGCUGCUGAUGGCAGCGGGGCAGCUGUGUCUCGCGGUCCAUCCACUACUCGUGUUCCUGAUCGAUGGUUUUCGUUACGACUACAUGGACGACCUGAACUCACUACCUGGCUUUAAGGAGCUUGUGUCCAGAGGGGUGACAGUAGACUCCAUGAAGCCGGACUUCCCGAGUUUAUCCUACCCGAACUACUACUCACUAAUGACAGGCCGUCACUGUGAUGUCCAUCAGAUGACUGGAAACUACAUGUGGGAUGAAUCCUCUGGAAAGGAGUUUCUGAUCGGGAUCAAUUCCGACAGCAGGUUGCCUUUAUGGUGGAAUGGAUCAGAGCCACUAUGGGUCACUUUGCAGAAGCUUGGAAAGAAAGUUUUUAUGUACUACUGGCCAGGCUGUGAGGUUGAGAUUCUGGGAGUUCGCCCAACAUUCUGUGAAGAGUACAUCUACAAUCCAUCAAUGGCAAACCUAACGGAUUCAAUUGAACGUUCUCUCAACAUACUCAAGUCAGGUGAUGCAAACAUGGCAGCAAUAUAUUAUGAGAAAAUCGACGUAGAGGGACACCACUUUGGUCCAGACUCCCCUCAGAUCAAAACAGCACUGCAACAACUGGACACUGCAAUGCAGAUGCUGAACUCCAAAAUUAAGGAGAAGGACAUGUUGAAUCAGGUCAAUGUUGUGAUGUUUUCAGACCAUGGCAUGACAAAAAUUGAAUGGAUGGACAAGGUGAUUGAGUUGGACAAGUAUAUCAACAUGUCAGAUGUUGUCAAGAUGAUGGACAAAGGACCAGUUGUCAGUUUGUGGAUCCAAGGAGACAAGUUCCAACAGGUGCAUGCAGCUUUGUCCAAAUUGCCAAACAUCCAUGCUUAUGCCAGAGAGGAUAUCCCUGACAGCUUCCAUUAUAAAGCAGGAAAGUUUGUUGCCCCUCUGACACUGGUGGCUGAUCCUGGCUGGUUCAUCGUCCAGAAUAAGGAUAAGCUCCCAUACUGGAAAAAUGACUCCAGUGGGGAGACCUCGGCAUGGCAAAAUGGCUGGCAUGGUUACGACAAUGAUUUUAAAGACAUGGGCGGCUUUUUCUUGGCAGCAGGACCUGACUUCAAGCAGAAUUUCCGUGCUCUUCCUAUCCGAUCUGUGGACGUCUAUAACGUAUUAUGUCGGACAUUGGGAGUGGAACCUUUGCCAAAUAAUGGGUCCUGGUCCCGGGUUGAGAAUCUCCUCAACAGUUCUGGUGGUCUGCACUUGCCCACAACCCAGUGGAUCUGCUGGUUAGCUUUAUUAGAAACCCUGCUGGCACUGCGGCAUUAUUUUUAAAGUGUACAGGCAAAAGAAAUGUAACAAGCUACACAGUUUUGCUUGAAACCACCAAGAGCUGGCACAUCAAUUACGAAUCUUGAAUGGUGUUUUGAAAUUUCUACUGGGAUUAGGUUUUAAUUGAAGAAAUUCCAAACAUUCUUAAUUAUGAGUGUGAUUUAGAAGGACAAAAAGCCCAGCUAUGAAAGAAAGUAGAAUAGAAUACAGAUAACAUUGAUAGUAUGAAUAGAUAGAAUGAAUACAUAUUGUUUUUUUUAAAUUCCAAGUUAAUGUCUUUUCAGAGUCCUUUUAAGAACCGUGAGAUUUUUUGACUGAAGUGAGGUACAUGUUGUCCAGGAAAAAUGCAACUAUACUGUGCUAUAAAUAUUUUGAUAUUCAAUGCAAAUUUCUUUAACUUUCUUUAUUGUUCUAUAAAUAAAUUUUCUUUGAUUUGAAACAUAA
This is a messenger RNA of Syngnathus acus (greater pipefish), 1817 nucleotides long. It is a transcript of the gene enpp6, whose product is annotated as ectonucleotide pyrophosphatase/phosphodiesterase 6. The record is from RefSeq and is a predicted model, not a curated record. The transcript has 8 exons. The coding region runs from base 39 to 1376 and encodes 445 amino acids. NCBI's taxonomy places the organism in Eukaryota, Metazoa, Chordata, Actinopteri, Syngnathiformes, Syngnathidae.